CCGGAGACUGCCCCGCGACGGUUCGGGGGAUGUGGGCAUGCCGUGUGUGACUGGGAUCGGCUCGGGGAGUCAUGUGCUUGCAUAUCUUGGAAGUAAGUGGUGCAACCGGUGAAGAUUUGACAGGAAUCAACAGAACGAGUUCUCAGUCCAGUUUCCUGUGUGGGAGAUUAGCGCUGUUUUCGGUACACGCUGCCGCAUUUUCCCGAUGGAUUCCAUUCACUCCCAAACUGAUGGACCAGAGGAUCUGGAGGAUGAGGAGGGCCCCACCGCACCCCCGAUUGAAAUGCUGGACCAGGUGACAGGCUAUGAGGGGACAGUCGCUGGCGGUGAUGGAAACUACAUUUGUCCACCAACUCACCCUUCGGACAAGAGGGAGCGACCACAGCCCCAGCUGGAGUGGAGAAUUCCGUCCAUCACUGAAGAUGCAGCGAGAGAGGCGCUGGCACAGUUUGCGACGGCUCACUGCUGCUACAGUGGCAGACCCACCCGCGAGAUGGUCUUUCAGGACCUCACACCAUUCAACAUGUACAGGUACCGCCUCGAGACCUUCACUGAAUCCCGGCUAACUGAAUGGACUCAUGUACCCUUCACUGGCCAGUCUGUGGAUAGCAGUGCAUGUGGAACCCCUCCCCUUCCAUGGGACAUCACGGUCGAGAUGCCGCCAGUGUUUCAGGACUUCACGAAGAAAGUGCCAGUUCCUCACACUGCAGCUGUCAAGCGUUGCCACAAGUGCAAGGGCAGAGGGAAGUACCGGUGUUCACAGUGCGGCGGAAAAGGAAAGCUGAAGUGUCUGUCAUGCGGAGGACGAGGGCUGUCUCACGGAAAUAAGAGGUGCAUCCAGUGUGGGGGAAGUGGCUUGAAAAGGUGUGGACCUUGUCUAGGACGAGGCACUCGAUCUUGCCAUGUCUGCAAAACCAGUGGCCAGCUACUGUUCUACAUUCAACUGACAAUAAAAUGGACCAAUAACAUCUUUGAACAGGUGGCUGACCAACAAAUCGGACUUCCUGUGGCACUCUUCAGUAAUGUGACGGGGCAGAACGUCUUUGCUGAUGAAAACUACCAGGUCUAUCCCAUAGUUGGUUUUCCAGACUCUCUAAUUGAUCAGAUCUCCCAACAUGGAGUUCAGGAACACCAGGACAAGUUUGGAAGAACCACGUGUAUCCUCCAGCAGCGGCAAACUAUUGAACUGAUUCCCGUGACCAAAGUGCUCUUCCAAUGGAAAGGUCAGGAGCACAGUUACUUUGUGUACGGCACAGAAGACAACGUCUACGCUCCAGACUAUCCCAGCAAGUGCCGCUGCAACAUUCUCUGAUCCCUUCCCUUCAGUGCCUUUCGACGGACAGUCACCUGUCUGACUCAGCUCACUCGCAGCAUGGAGAUAGGUGAGGAUGUUCAAUGGCGUUACUUCGAAGAAUAAGAGAUGAACUGCUGUGUUUCAGCACCACGUUCGUUCCCCUCCAUUAACACUAGCAGAAGAAUUCCUCAGACAUCCCACUGACGUGUAAGGUUUGGGUAAUAUGACUGCAUCCUUCCCCUGCAAAAUAACUGCUGCCUUUCAUCAUCUUUUGUCACAACUGGACUAUUUUGAGAGGCUUCACAAAAAUGUGUAUUUAGAUUUUCAAAAGCUCUCCGGAACAUACAGUUUCACUUUCCACAUUUAAAAUCUAUUGGAAAAAGUUCAGUGCUGCCAAAUCUGAUUGCUGCAACUAUACAAAUUAACAAAGCCACUAGACCAGUUAUUUGACUCCAUCACUCGCCAUUGAAGUGUUCCUAUUGGCCUAGAGAGGCAAGGGAUUAAUCAGUGUUUCACACAUUUGUUCAUAAACCAGUACCUCACUGUUUCCCUGCUCCUCUACCCCACCCUUACAUCUCAGUGUGUUCACACCUGAACUCAGCUCUGGCCAGCACCAGCCUCUGGCUGUGAUUUUCUUUUUUGAAUGUGUGUUUGAUCCGAGUGUUGGUGGUAGGGCUGCUAAUUAUUACCCAUCCCUCAGUGCACUUGUGGAGAUGAUGCCAAGCGUUGCCAAACAGCGAACUGACAAGGCUGGUCUUCCUUUGCUGUUAAUCAUGCACAGUUGGAUUCUACAGUAGAAAAUUGGACGGCGAGUCAAUAUUAGGCUACUGGUACCCUUCAGAAGCCUGAAAAUCUCCGGCAAGACUCGGAGUGAUGGCCCGGGACACUUAUGUGAAGGAACAUCACUCAAUGCGUGAUCUGCUGGAGCAACUCAGCAGCUCGAGCAGCAUCGAUGGGAGGAGAGGAAUUGUCAAUGUUUUGGGUCAAACCCCCGCAUCAGGGUCCAAAACACUGAUGAUUCUUUUCCUUCCACAGAUGCUGCUCGACCCACCCCGGGUUUUUCUAACAGAUGACCCCACCCCAUUGUAAGCAGGCUCUCUCAACCAUUACCACAGGCAAACCAGCCGACACCCACCUGAAGGAUAACACAAAAAAAAAGUGGUAGCAACAUGUUGUUAUCAAAACUGCGCCUCCAUAUUAAAAACCUCAGAAGGGCAUCAACUGAUGUAUGGUAGUCAAGGCCUGACACGUGACUGACUCCAUCAGCAGCCAGGUUUCCAGGGAAACCAUUAACCAGGGUUCGUGAGCUGAAAUGUUUUGUGAUAGCAACCAGCAUCCAGGUGUGGCUGUGUUGAGAAGCCCAGCGGUUUACAGGAGAAUGCUGUCUGACAAGUACCAGAGGAAUAAUACUGUUUGCAAAAUCAGGUCUCGUUCUGAACCAGCACGGUCAAAUGAAAAGGGAGUGAGAAAGAAAAAAGACAAUUCACAUAUUAUUCAAACCAUUUUUAACAUACACAAACAUAUAAACAAUGUAUAUAUGUAUUUGUAUAGGGUAAAAAUAUGUAGAUAUUAUACACACUAUAUGUCAGAAUAAAGCUAUAAAUGUGUUAUAUCUGUAAUAAAGUAAAGUAUCAAUCCAUUUGAAAACUCAAAGCAAUAAUAUGGAGAAAUGUAAAUACUUUACUAUAAUAAAAUGUGCAUUUUUUGUAUAAAAUGGAAUCCCUGUCCACGGCUAUAGUAGAUGUCAGGAAGUUGUUGUCACUGUCUCCAAAAUGCUCACCCACUGAGAGACCUGACACCUGAGCCCUGACCUGGUUCACUGCCUGGAAUCAGCUACAGGAUGGUCUCCCCUCUAAUCGACCUGCCUACAUACUGUGUCAGGAAUCCUUCCGAGACAUACCUAAUAAAUUCUGCUGCAUCUAAAUCUUUCGCACUAAGGAGGUUCCAGUCAACAUCAGAGGAGUUGAUGUCACCCAUGGCAUUUUGCAGCUUCCCAAAGUCUACCUCUUGAUCCUCUGUCUCCAUUGCUACUGGAAAGAUGCUAUUGACUUUUAUGGAAAACUAAAUACAGUAAGGGUAGAAAGGGUCUUGAUUGUAUCCCGUAUGAUUAACCCCCAUCCUUUA
Molecule: messenger RNA, 3418 nt
Organism: Mobula hypostoma (lesser devil ray)
Lineage: Eukaryota; Metazoa; Chordata; Chondrichthyes; Myliobatiformes; Myliobatidae
Product: protein SSUH2 homolog
Exons: 12
Coding region: 206-1312 (368 amino acids)
Source: RefSeq, a predicted model, not a curated record